Molecule: messenger RNA, 1017 nt
Organism: Didymodactylos carnosus
Lineage: Eukaryota; Metazoa; Rotifera; Eurotatoria; Philodinida; Philodinidae
Source: the annotation of a GenBank genome assembly
AUGUGCACUGAAGUCAUUAAAACACGUUAUCAAGCAUCAGAAAGUUUACUUAGAGAUCAAGAAAAACUUUUUGCUGACAAAUCGUUCAAUUCAAAAAAUACUACUUCAAUAACAAAUUAUCCAUCAUCAACAAUAAUCAAAACGACAAAUAUUCAUUCAUUACCUUAUAAACGUCCAAGUAUCAUCGAAUCAUUUCGGCAUAUCAUACACUACAAGGGUAUUAAAGGCCUCUUCACAGGUUUAGUACCAAAUUUGGUUGGGGUAGCACCAUCCAGGGCGAUUUAUUUUUUUGCUUAUGGAAAUACAAAAUCAUUUCUUGUUGAUUCGAUGAAACGUGAAACACCUCUUAUUCAUGUAACGUCAGCCGCUGCCGCAGGUAUAGCAAUGUCAACAUGUACAAAUCCUCUAUGGUUUAUAAAAACAAGACUUCAGCUUGAUUUGCAGUGCGUAGAUACUCGAACAAUUGACUUAAUCCGUAAAGUUUAUCGUGAAGAUGGUAUUCGUGGCUUUUAUAAAGGGAUAUCGGCCUCUUAUGUUGGUGUAUCAGAAACAAUUGUCCAUUUUGUUAUAUACGAACAAUUAAAAGCACAAAUUCAGUUAAUUCAAACAAAUUUAGCUUAUUCACUAGACGAUUCGGGUAUGUUUAAUUUUGUGUCUUAUUUGGGUGCUGCUUCUUGUUCAAAAUUGUGUGCAAGUACGCUCUGUUAUCCGCAUGAAGUAAUACGUACACGUCUAAGAGAAGAAGGUACAAAAUAUAAAACAUUUAUGCAAACAUUCAAAACUAUACUGAAAGAAGAAAGUUAUGGUGCUUUAUAUCGAGGAUUAUUAACACAUUUAAUUCGACAAAUACCAAAUACAGCGAUUAUGAUGGCUACCUAUGAGAUUGUCGUCGCUUUUCUUUCGGAUACAUCUCCACAGUCAGUUACAUUAACAGAAGUAUCAACAUUAACUCCAAAACGUGUUUUGAUAAAAUCGGUGGAUAAUGAAGUAAACGCGACUAUUGAGUCAGAAAUGUAG